AUGACUGUUGCCCUGUGGUAUGGGUGGCCAUUGCAGCACCGGGUGAUCGCAUGCGUCUUCGAGGCUUCUAAGGGCCAGUAUCCCCACAUGCCCACUACCUCCCGCAUCCUUACUCCCUCCAACACGCCCGCCCACCUCCUCCCACUUGCUUAUUUCUUCCCACAACAUGCUCACUCCCUCCCCACCCAUGCUCUCACCUCACGCUCAUCUCCAUGGUCAGGAAGUGACGCAGCCGUGGGGGCUGUGACUCCGUUGCUGCAGUCAGCAGCACAUGACAUACCGCCAUGUGCCGUGGCAGCGGGCGGCACUGAUGCGCCAACCCACAUGCCACACAUGCCAUCCCACGUGCCAAAUCCGCCAACCCACAUGCCACACAUGCCAUCCCACGUGCCAAAUCCGCCACCCCACAUGCCACACAUGCCAUCCCACGUGCCAAAUCCGCCAACCCACAUGCCACACAUGCCAUCCCACGUGCCAAAUCCGCCACCCCACAUGCCGCAUGCAACGGGCUACACACUGCAACCCUGCAGCCAGCGCAGCAGCAACACGCCACAGGCACCCACUGCCGGAAUGGAAGCUGCUGGGAAGGUUCCUCUGGAUCCAGUUCAGGCACCGGGGCAAGUGCAGGUGGUUAUAACGAAGGCCGCGGAUGAACUGCUGGCUGUGAAGCUGGUGCCUUAUAACGAAAUAGCUAGUGCGUCAUUACAGGUGACUGCUCAAAUCCAAUGUUGCCUUGCCUCUUCGUCCCUCUUCUGCCUUGGCUCCUCCUCUCCCCUCCGUCCCUCUGCUGCCUUGGCUCCUCCUCUCCCCUCCGUCCCUCUGCUGCCUUGGCUCCUCCUCUCCCCUCCGUCCCUCUGCUGCCCUGGCUCCUCCUCUCCCCUCCGUCCCUCUGCUGCCUUGGCUCCUCCUCUCCCCUCCGUCCCUCUGCUGCCUUGGCUCCUCCUCUCCCCUCCGUCCCUCUGCUGCCUUGGCUCCUCCUCUCCCCUCCGUCCCUCUGCUGCCCUGGCUCCUCCUCUCCCCUCCGUCCCUCUGCUGCCUUGGCUCCUUCUCCCACCACCCACCCAGGCGGUGAAGGAUGUGUGCAAGUCCAUCUCAGGGCGCUUCUGGGACAGAGUGACCAGGUGGGUGGCCUAUGGAGAGGGAUAUGGGGAGGAUAUGGUGAGGCAAGGUGGGUGGGUGAGAGGGCAGCAGGUGGGUGGGCGAGCAGGGAGCAGGUGGGUGGGGGAAGAGGGUAGCAGGUGGGUGGGUGAGCGGGGAGCAGGUGGGUGGGGGAAGAGGGUAGCAGGUGGGUGGGUGAGCGGGGAGCAGGUGCGUGGGCAGUGGAAGUACCCAUUCGACAUGGCAGAUGAGGUGGUUGCAGCGCUCGCAUGCAUCACUGACGUUUCUAUCCAGAUAGUUGCCGACCCUCCCUCGUUACUGUCACAGACUGCAUGGGGCAGUAUAGAGGAGGAGGCGGGGAAAGAAGAGGAGGAACGUGCCAGGAAGCGGCUACGAGGUGAUGCGAGCUGCAUGAAUGGGAACAGUACGCAUCCCAAUAGCAUACGUGCCAGCAGUGUUGUCGGUGGUAGCAGAGCAGACGCCAUACCUCCCCUUGCCUCCUGUGGUGGCAGUGGCACCUCAACUGCAGACUGGCAUUGCCGCCUCGAUUCCGCUGGCCUUGGUCCCGUUUUACCAGGCCCUGAUUCAACCAGCCCUGAUCCGACUUGCCGUUAUUCGACCGGCUUUGCUUCGAGUGCCCCUGUGACAGCUGGCACAGCUGAUGCAGCUGCUGCCACUGCAUUGAGUGGUGCUGCUGGCAGUAGGUUCGCUGGUGACGCGCGGGGGAGUGGAUUCAUAGCAGCAGGUGGGGAGGAGGGUGCUUGUGCGUUUGCGGCAGUUGGAGUGAGAGACACGCUAGCUAGAGUGGGGGACAUGCGUGACAGUGGUGGGGUAGGCAACUGCAGUGGCAGCACUGGUUCCGAUUCCAGCCUGAAUGCUCCUCCUCUUCCUCCCGUGAUUGCAUCGUCACCUGGAGAGACAUCUGUUGAUCUGCCACAACCGUGGCUUGCGCGGCAUGAAGAACCGCCACUGCAGCAGCAUGAGCAGCCGGAGGAGCAACAGAAGAAGCAGCAGCUGAUGCAGCAGCAGGAGCAGCAGCAGCAGCAGCAGCAGCAGCAGCAGCAGCAGCCAAAUCAGCAACCGCAACAAGAACAAUUCCAGCAGCAACAACAGCAACAGCAUCAACAGCAGCAACACCAGCGGGAUCAGCAGCAGCAGGAGAAUCAUGAGGUGGCGGUUCAGCAGCAGUGUCGGAGGAUCCGCCUGCUGCCAUCCUCCAACGGCCGAGUGGCUGCAUCCUUCGUCUACCACCAGGACCUCGUGGCGCCCAUGAAGAGCGUCCCUUGCUCCAUCUGGCAGCACGACAAGCGGCUAUGGGUGUUUCCCCUCUCCUCCCUGGACGCAUUUCUCGAAGCCAUACAAUCAGUUCCGACGUGUGACGUGGAGGUGGAGCCGUUACCACCUGUGGUGAAACGAGCGCUCCAGGAGACAGCCAAGCUGUCAGACGAUUCAGGUCGCUACUUUGACUUACCGGACGGGUUUCGGAAGCUUCUCAUGCCCUUCCAAGAGCAAGGCAUGCAGUUUGCCCUCUCAAGAGGCGGCCGGGUGCUGAUAGCGGACGAGAUGGGGCUAGGCAAGACAGUGCAGGCCAUAGGGUUGGCAGCAUGCUACAGGGACGAAUGGCCCGUGCUUGUCAUCGCCCCUUCCUCCCUGCGCCUGCACUGGGCCAUGAGCAUUGUGCGGUGGCUCAACCUGCCUCCUGAAGACAUCACAGUGGUGAUGCCUCAGGGGGGCGCCACUCGCAGCAUCAACGGGUUCAACUUCGUCCGCUGCACUCGCAACCAGCCCCUCUCGCUACAAUCACCCUUCAACAUAAUAUCGUACGACCUGCUCGAUCGCUUGGAGCAGCCAGAUGAGCCGUUUAAGGUGGUGAUAGCAGACGAGUCACACUACCUCAAGAACUACAAAGCCAAGCGCACAGGCCUGGCCGUACCACGGCUGCAGAGGGCCAACAGGGCCAUUCUUCUUACGGGCACGCCUGCCCUGUCACGCCCCAUCGACCUCUUCAAGCAGCUAGAGGCCCUUCAGCCGCAUGCCUAUCGCAAGCUGGGAGAGUAUGGCAAGAGGUAUUGCCGAGGGGGGAGGUUUGGGGAAUUCACAGGCUCGAGCAAUCUGGAGGAGUUGCAUGCGGUGCUGAGCGGUACAGUCAUGAUUCGGCGGCUGAAGAAGCAAGUGCUGCCUCAGCUUCCAGCCAAGCGACGACAGCAGGUGCUGCUGAUGCUGGAGGAGAAGGCCAUGAAGCCCAUCGGUGCACUGCAUAUGCAGUUGAGGAAGGUGCGGGAGAAGAAGGCAGUAGCAAGGGAUGCAGAGGCGGAGAGUGCAGCGGUAAUGGAGGAGAGAGCGCUGGUGUCCAGGCUAUACACAGAGUCGGCAGAAGCGAAGGUGGAUGCCGUGAGGGAGUACCUGGGGACCAUGCUGGAGGGGGGGUGCAAGUUCCUCGUGUUUGCCCAUCACAUGACCAUGAUGGAUGCGCUCUCCGACUUCUUCCAGAAGGAGAAGGUGGGCUACAUACGCAUUGACGGUUCCACAGCGCCUGAGAAGAGGCACCACCUGGUGGCGCGCUUUCAAGAAGACCCCGACACGCGUGUGGCUGUGCUGGGCAUCCAUGCAGCGGGGGUGGGACUGACACUCACAGCAGCCAGCACGGUGGUGUUUGCAGAGAUGGCAUGGAACCCGGGGGACUUGGUGCAGGCAGAGGACAGGGUGCACAGGAUAGGGCAGGCCAAUGUGGUGAACGUGUAUUAUCUGCACGCCCCUGAAACCAUUGAUGACGUUAUAUGGAGCGUUGUGCAACACAAGCUGGAGAAUCUGGGCCAGGUGAUGGACGGAGAGCAGAAGCAGUCGCUGCAGGUGCACAAGGACCCUCGCCAUGCCGCCGCUGCUGCUGCUCUCGCAGGCAGGAAGAAGGGAGGAGGGGAUGAGCAGCAGCAGGGGAAGCAGGGUAGUGGGAAAUGGGGAUGGUUGACCCAUGCGGGUGUGACUGAUGGAGGUGUGACUAUAGCAGGGUGUGGUGGUGGGGAGGAGAAGAAGAGGCAGCGCACGAUCAGUGAGAUGUUUCAGCCGCCGAGCUAG
Closterium sp. Naga37s-1 is the source of this 4170-nucleotide messenger RNA. NCBI's taxonomy places the organism in Eukaryota, Viridiplantae, Streptophyta, Zygnematophyceae, Desmidiales, Closteriaceae. The record is from the annotation of a GenBank genome assembly.